Molecule: messenger RNA, 1511 nt
Organism: Oncorhynchus tshawytscha (Chinook salmon)
Lineage: Eukaryota; Metazoa; Chordata; Actinopteri; Salmoniformes; Salmonidae
Gene: dtnbp1a
Product: dystrobrevin binding protein 1a
Exons: 10
Coding region: 146-1306 (386 amino acids)
Biological process (GO): neuron projection development; platelet dense granule organization; anterograde synaptic vesicle transport
Cellular component (GO): plasma membrane; synaptic vesicle membrane; BLOC-1 complex
Source: RefSeq, a predicted model, not a curated record
CGUCUGGAAAACAGCUGAGCAAAGACCAAACAACAACCAUCUAUCAGACUUUAGCUACUUAUAGAAGUAUACAAUCUGAACAUUGACCCGUAGCUUUGACAUGGCACUUGAGGAAUAUUCACAAAGAAGCUAGCUAAUACAGUUAAUGCGAAGAGGAAAAAAAAACCGUAUUUGCAGCUUGGAAGAAACCAGGAAGAUGUUUGAGAAUUUCAGAGAAAGGUUGCAGACGGUGCAGCAAGAUUUCACAACGGGGAUGAAGACUCUGAGUGACAAAUCAAAGGAGGCCAAAGUAAAGCAGAAACACAGACAUGAACAUCUGACACAGUUUUCUGCUGGAGUAGAACUGCUCAGUCGGUACGAAGACACCUGGGUGACUCUCCACAGAAAAGCUAAAGAUUGUGCGAAAGCUGGAGAGACAGUGGAUGGAGAGGUGGUGAUGCUGUCUGCACACUGGGAGAAGAGAAGAGCAGCAGUGGUGGAACUACAGGAACAACUACAGCAGAUCCCAGGCUUCCUCACAGACCUGGAGACGUGCACCAACCGCAUCGCCCACCUGGAGGCAGACUUUGAGGAGCUGGAGAGCCGGCUGAUGUACCUGGACAACCUGUGUGGUCAGUGUGAGCAGCAGCGCUUCAGACACUUCCAGGUCCUGCAGCUGGAGAACUACAAGAAGAAAAAGAGGAAAGAGCUGGAGUCUCUCAAAGCCGAGCUGGACUCUGAGCACGCCCAGAAGGUGCUGGACAUGGAGCACGCCCAGCAGGGGAAGCUGAAGGAGAGGCAGAAGUACUUUGAAGAAGCUUUCCAACAGGACAUGGAUCAGUACCUCUCUACUGGCUACCUGCAGAUCACUGACAGAAGAGGGCCAAUAGGUAGCAUGUCUUCCAUGGAGGUGAACGUUGACGUUCUGGAACAGAUGGACCUGAUGGACGUGUCGGACCACGAGGCCCUCGACGUCUUUCUCAACUCUGGAGGAGAAGACGACAGCCUGACCUCUUCACUCACCUCAGGUCCAGACCCUGAGUCGUUGUCCUCUGAGAUCUCCCUGCGGGUGCCCACCCAGGCGGAACUGAGGAACAAGCCGUCUUCCUUCUCCUCCACGGAGCCAGGCUCAGCCAGCCAGGACACCAGCCAGGACACCAGCCUGGGGGAGUGCCAGGAGGGGGAGGGCAGCGAGGCCAGUGGAGACGGAGACCAGCCCCUGGUACUGCCAGACGAGGAGGAAGUGCAGGCAGACACAGCCCUGGUGUCGUUGCCCGAGGCAGAGACGUUCAAGAACUCUGACGACAGCGACUCGCAGGCUUCUUAGGAGCCGUCACAGAGCUGCCCCCUGGGUGAGACCGGCUCUAGGGGGUAUAGGGUAGCUCCUAGACGCUGAUCUGGGGGUCCGUUUUGCAUUUUUUCCCCAAAAAAACUUUUUUUCUUUUCUGUUUUUUUAUAAAUGAAAUGUAGCUUCCUUCCUUGUAUCCAAUUAUAUCUAAGUAAAUAAUAAUAAAGUUGUUUAAAAUGUUCAA